Apis cerana (Asiatic honeybee) is the source of this 3101-nucleotide messenger RNA. Its product is annotated as ETS-related transcription factor Elf-5. Gene Ontology annotation, biological process: cell differentiation; regulation of transcription by RNA polymerase II. The record is from RefSeq and is a predicted model, not a curated record. Gene Ontology annotation, cellular component: nucleus. Lineage: Eukaryota; Metazoa; Arthropoda; Insecta; Hymenoptera; Apidae. Gene Ontology annotation, molecular function: sequence-specific DNA binding; DNA-binding transcription factor activity, RNA polymerase II-specific.
CAGAUGUGAUUUCUCUCGUAUGUUGGUUUUUUUAUUUGUCGAUUUUCAAUUUCGCUAUAGGAAAUAAAAUGUUUCGAAAGAACCAAUAUAAAAUCAAAUCUCGACAAGAGACGUAAUUGAAAGAAAAAGAAAAAAGACAUACGAGAGAGAAAAAAAGAGAAAGGUGCAUCGUAAAGUAAAAUAAAGUCCAUGGUAGUACCAACAUGUUUACACACCACGAUGUCGAGACAUCGUGGCGUACUAUAAAUAAACGAAUACAUAGGCGUCGCCAAUACCGCCGCCAAUGGAGUGUAUCCGCAAUUAUUGCGUCAGCUUGUGUGAAACGAGACGCCAGUGAUUGGCCAGUUUCAAAGAGCGGGAAAUCCCCGUUGAAACCUGCUCUUCCGCGCUAUCCGUUCCUGUGGUACUCCCGUUGACGUCUUUACCAUCACCACAUCGCGACCUAGCGACGCCGUCUUCGUCAGAGAUUGAGAGACACUUCGGCGACGAUCAGUAUCGCGUUGUGCGACAUCGCCGUAACAUCACGUUGUGGUGUUUUUGAUCGUUGUGUAUUUGUUCUCUGUUUUCGACAGACAGUGAUGCGAUUUAUUCACAACGUGCUAUGAUAUACAUUUAUUGUUUAGUUUUGCGUAAAGUGCAAUAAUUUAUCAUAGAAAAUAUAUUAUUGAAAAACAGACUUUAAAGUUAUAAUUUAGUUUGACAAUCGAGUAAUCUCGAAUAUGGAUCUGUUCGAUAAUUACAAUAAAACAUUAGAGGAGGUAUACCCUUCGCUUUUUUAUCCAAACGAAGACGAUGAUCAUUCUGUACUGGAUAUGGACACUCUGGUCACAUUAAAAACUAAUGCUACACGUAAUUAUGAACCUGUCCGAAAAAAAUUUUAUUUUGGUGAUGAAAACAAUGAAAUCGAUGGUACUGGCUGGUUAUACAAACCUACUAAAAACUGGUGUCAAGAGGAAACAAUAAAUUGGUUGAUGACUGCAGCAUCUACAAUUGGACAACCAUAUAGUCUAAUUCAACAUAGUCUUGCGGUACCAGGAAACGAAUUGAUCACCUUCACCAAAGACGAUUUUAAGGCUCACGAUCCCACAUACGGAGAUAAGCUCUAUGACUUACUCCCUCCUCAGCAUAUGUUUUCACCACUUGAUACCAUUCAUCCUCAUUUCGAAGACGAAUAUACGCGAAUUAAUUCCAGCAGUACGUCAGAUGCAGAAUCAGAUAAUAAUAGUAUUGAUGUUUCCACUACUAAACGAUCGCCGGGUAGACCAAGAAUAUUAAAACCAAAAAAAAAUUCUACCAGCCAAGGAAAGCUUUGGGAAUUCAUUAGAGACCUAUUACGUAAUCGCGAAACAUGUCCAAGUUUAAUCUGUUGGGAAGAUUACUCUCAGGCAAAAUUUCGAUUCGUUAAAAGUGACGAAGUCGCAAAACGAUGGGGUUCAAGAAAAGGAAAUACAAAAAUGACAUAUGAAAAAUUGAGCCGAGCAAUGAGGUAUUAUUAUAAAAGUAAAAUCUUUCAACCUGUACUUGGUAAAAGAUUAGUUUAUCAAUUUGGACCAAAUGCAAAAGGUUGGCAAACUGACAAUCCGAACUUUCGGCGUUAAAAAUUUAGGAUUUUAUUUUUUGUAAAAAAUGUACAAAAAGUAAGAGUAAUUUUUAUGUUCUAUUACGAAUGUUGUACACGAGAUAUAUUAUAAAAUUUUUAAAAAGGAUAAUUUUUUUUGUAUAGAUCUGUAAAUGUAUUUUUGAUACCAGAUAAGAAAUUGAAGUAUUUUGAUAGUGAAAUGAAAUGAUUUGAAAUGAAGCGUUUAAACGUUUAAAAUAUCGAUAAUUAUAAAAGACUAAGAAAAAAUGGAUCUAGUAUUAUAGAUAAUAUACACUGACUAGAUUUAAAUAAUCUAAAGAAAAGUAUGAAUGAAUAAAAAUGUCGAGAUUUUUCACAUUUUUAUACGUACGAUUGAUUAUGAAAAUACGUGAUAGGUGAAAUGUGAGUACGAAUUAAUUUAGUCUCAUAAGAUUGUUUUUCAAUUUAUUUGAUUUUAAGCAUAUAUCGUAAUAGUUUAUUUUACAUAAAAAGUAUACAUAUUAUAAUCAAGGAAGGCAAUAAUUCUCUGACUUAUGGUCAAAUAAAUUUACGAUUACUUAUUUUUAUAUAUCACAGAGUUGUGUAUUACAUACCUUAAUCUGGAAGCAUAAGUACUUUUUAAAUUGGACCUGGAUUAUAAAUAAGAUGUAGGCCAAUUUCAAAAAAGGAAAUUAAAUUAAUAAUUCUUAAACAAUAGAGCAUCAUAUUAAAUUUUUUUCCUAAAAUAAUUUUAAAGGAAUUCGAGAAAAAGUAAUUAUAUUAUUUUCUUUAUGAAUUAUGAAUUAAGACAAAAAAACGAAUUUCAAUUUAUAUUAAUUAAUUUUCUAGUUUCGUUAAUCAUUAAUUAUUAGGUGUGGAUACUUAUUCUAUAGCACAUGCAAGAAAGCUGGCAAAUAUAUUUAUAUUUUUAAAAAAUUCUGGACGACUUGAUUAUUUAUUAAUAAUUAUUAAAUAUUAAACUUCAAGAUAUAAUACCGCGACGGAAGAAGAUAUGCCAGUAACAAGCAUGCAUUUUUUUUUAAUUCUUUAAAAUUAUUUAUAUACUAUUGGAUUAUAUCUAAUUUGAGCGAACUUGAAAUCGUUGUUUGUAUAAUAAAUAUAGUAAUAAGAACCACGAUUACAGUUAUUAACUUGAUCAUUUUUAAAUAUAUGCAUUUAAAGAAAUAUUACUCAAACGAAAUAUUUAUGCAACCAGGGGGUAUAUACUUAAUUAUUUCUGUUACUACUAUUUGAAAAUUAUUUUUAUAAUUUUAAUUGGAAAAGCUGACAUAUCACUUUUCUUGAAACUAAUAAAACGUUAAUUCUAUAAUCAAUUAUAUAUAACGUCAGCAAUUAUCAAAAAGGCACAAAUCGUAAAUAAUUUCUAUUUUAAAGUACGCAUUAGCGGCUGUGUUUGAUAUUCAUAUUGAUAUUGAUAAGAAUGUACUUAUGUAAGAUAACUUACAGAAACAAUCAAAUGUGAUCUUUGGUUUAUAUAUAUAAAAAAAAAAAUAUAAUAUAAUAAUAUUAAAAAUUCUACAAA